ACCGUUAGUCGCUGCCAUCGGCUCGUUACUGCAACAUGUGCAAGGGUUGGGGCUUCACCAUUGGAUUUGUAGCGCUCUGCGCAUUUAUCUGUUGCUUUGGUGCGCUCCACAUGCUCAACCAGAUUGUCCACAUCGAUGAGGAGGCGGCAUUAGCUGGAGAAUUUCAACUGGCAACGCUUGCAAGCGCUCGCUGUCAUCGCACAUUUAUUGUGAACAGUGGAGCAGUGGAGGAUGCGCAUCUCACCUGGCUGGAGCUCUUCUACAUGAAAUGGACUCUGGUGCUGACCAUAUUCUACACGUUCAUGGUCAUGUUACUCAUACGUGCCCAGUAUAUGAGUCACUUUGAUAUCAAUUUCACUACCUCGAAUGCGAUGAUGCUCGUUGGCGGCCUCCUAUCCGUCGUCCUGGUCAUAGCCACUGUCAUUCUGCACGAGCGGCUGCCAUUCGGGGAGAUGUGGUGCAAUGAGUUUAUCGUUGGAUUCAUGUACUUCAUAGCCAUCAAUAUAGGCAUUGCCGUCGUCUUCUUCCUGAUCCACUCCUGUCAAUAUCACUUUCAUUUGGAUCAGCGCGACUUCUAGUUAUGCAGUUGCUAGAAUCGAAAGUACUUUAGCAUUAUUAUUAUUAUAUAUAUAUAUAUAUGUAUUCCCUCGAUCUGUAUUGAGAUACAUUGAGGCACUCAUCACAGCUUCCAGUUAUAAUUUAGUCUUAUCUUUGAGCUGACUUUAUUUUUAUUUUGCUAGUUCUUUCAGGCAUUGUUGAAAUAUUUUUAAUUUUAUUAUAACCUAGUAAUUUGUUCUUAUUUUUUUAAUUAAGCAUUUUCAAUUUGGUUUAGUUCUAACAGUGUUUGACAGUAAAAGGGCAUUAUUAAAAACUUCGUACAAAUAAAUAUCAAAAUUGAUAUAAAAAUUGUUGCAUUCACUUUGCGGCAAAUGCAGAUUUAAUCU
Drosophila grimshawi is the source of this 944-nucleotide messenger RNA. RefSeq lists its product as uncharacterized. The record is from RefSeq and is a predicted model, not a curated record. The transcript has 3 exons. NCBI's taxonomy places the organism in Eukaryota, Metazoa, Arthropoda, Insecta, Diptera, Drosophilidae. Bases 36 to 578 code for a protein of 180 amino acids.